UUAGAAAAUGCUAUAUUAUUUAUCUUUACAAUGCCACCUUUAAAUAAAACGGUUUUCGUUUUGGACCAUACUCCUUAUUUUGGUAUAGCUAGUGAAAAUACAUUUGAUUUUGAAUUUUUGAAAGCAAGACAACCAUCAAAUUCUUCUUAUAAUUUGCAUUUACCACCAAUUUCAAAAUCUUUAUGGACUUCUAGUGUAGAAUCAUGUAUAGAAUAUUGUAGAAUAGUUUGGGAUUUGUUUCCUGAAGGAAAGCUGAUAAGAUUUGUUGUUAGCGAUAACGUGGCUCAUAUACUUAACACAUGGAGCCCUCAACAACAAAAUAUAGGAUUUAUUAUAAAUGCUAUGGCAGUUAUCGGUGUGCCUCCAAGAGGUACACCUACUAUGGAAUGUUCAGUAGUCCACGGUUUAAGAGCUGCAAUAGAAGCAAUGGCUGAACCUUCAAUAGAGCAAAAAAUGAGACUAGACCAAGGUUUUUCAGUUAGUAAUAGGUGCCGCUUAAUUUGUCUCACAUCAGCCAGAGAUGAUGCGAGUAUGAAGAGCUUAGAAGAUAUUUUUCAAAGUGUGUUAAAAUCUCAAAAUAAAAUAGCUAUGGGCAAUGAACAAAUGUUAACUAUUCAGCAUUGUCAUUUAGUUAUAAUAAAUGUCUAUCCAUGCAAAAUGACCUCACAAGUAUCAAACAGAACUUUAAGAGAGAUAUCAUCGCAAUUUUCUAGUGAAGUCCACAGCGUACCAGCUUCACACAUAUCAAACAAAUUAUCACAUUUAAUUUUAAGUCAUUAUGAUUUAGCUAGUACGACAGUCACUGGAAUACCUAUGAAGGAAGAGUUAAACGCAAGCACAAGUGCAAAUUAUGAUGUUGAAAUUUAUCAUAGUAGUGCGGCUCAUAAUACAUUAAGUGCAGCUGAUGUUGCUUUAUUAAGGGGACCAAAGGAAGGUGCAGAGUAUUUAACUACUACACUUAAAUGGAGUACUCCCAGGGGUGCUGCAGGCGGUGCCGGUUCUUCUGAAUUGCAACCUUGUUCUGCGCAGUACAGAAUAACACCUGUUGAUGUAAAUGCUAGACCGAGUUCAUGUCUGGUUAAUUUUUUACUUAAUGGCAGGGCAGUUACUUUAGAAAUGCCAAGAAAAUCAGGUGGUCGAUUAUGGACACAUUUAUUAGCAGCUCAUGGAGGUGAAAUUUUUAUACACUCUUUGAGUACUGGUAGAAGUAUUUUAGAAGAUCCACCAUCAAUAUCAGAAGGUGGUGGUGGAAGAGUUACAGAUUAUCGAAUUAAUGAUUUUGCAAUGCUCAUGCAGCAAAAUAAAUUAGUACCAUUACAAGCAGAUCCUGAACAGGCCCUUAAUCCACUAAAUAGAGUUUUGGCAAAACUCAAUAGGCAAACAACAUCUUGGCCUUUGACUUUAAGUUCAACUUUAGUAUAUAACCUUCGACAAUAUGUAGAUCCUUUACCACAACUUAUAUCAAAAGAAAUCUUAACUGAAGAUGAGGUGUUGCAAUGCAAAAAAGUGAUUUAUAAUUUAGUUGGACUUGAAGCUAAACAUGAUGUUUUACCAUUAACUAAUACCAGUUUGAGAGUUAAAGGCCAAAAGCGUGAAGAACAGUGGAGGUGUUUAUGGAAUGAAUUGGAAAGUUUAAUUAGAUCAGGAGGUCCAUCAUCUGGUCAUUCAGCAGUGCUACAUUGCCUACUGGACUGCAAACAAAGCAGCUCAGGAACAGAUGAGAAGGUGGAACUUGACAGAGCUUUGCGUGAAUUGGAUGAUAUGGCCACUAGACCACCUAGACGACCUAGUGUUAUAAGAGCAACUGCAGAUUCACCAAUGUCACCACCCCCUGCUCGCAAGCUAAGACAAGAGAACAAGAAUUUGCUAGAUAUCUUAGCAAGUAUGGAAGUCCAGCCUCAAAGAUUAGAUUUUAGUGGUAGGAUUCUUGCUGCUGGUGGGCCUGCCAGAUUGUAUCCAAAUUUGAAGGAUGAUAAGUCACAACGUGGAGACAUUUCUAUUGAAUAA
Ctenocephalides felis (cat flea) is the source of this 2007-nucleotide messenger RNA. RefSeq names its product protein asunder (gene asun). Bases 31 to 2007 code for a protein of 658 amino acids. The transcript is spliced from 14 exons. The record is from RefSeq and is a predicted model, not a curated record. Gene Ontology annotation, cellular component: integrator complex. Lineage: Eukaryota; Metazoa; Arthropoda; Insecta; Siphonaptera; Pulicidae. Gene Ontology annotation, biological process: regulation of mitotic cell cycle; centrosome localization.